Zingiber officinale is the source of this 2646-nucleotide messenger RNA. RefSeq names its product subtilisin-like protease SBT1.8. The transcript has 2 exons. The record is from RefSeq and is a predicted model, not a curated record. Gene Ontology annotation, molecular function: serine-type endopeptidase activity. Gene Ontology annotation, biological process: proteolysis. Bases 176 to 2473 code for a protein of 765 amino acids. NCBI's taxonomy places the organism in Eukaryota, Viridiplantae, Streptophyta, Magnoliopsida, Zingiberales, Zingiberaceae.
AUACAAUCAAUCAAUCGUACCCUUACAACUGGAAUCCAAUCUCCAGUGGCGAAACCCAAUCGGAGCUCGGAUUUCUGCGCCAUUUCCGAUGGCGACGCAGACCGAUUGAUAUCUGGAUCGACACUCAGCCACUGUCCCCUCUGUUUCUCUCUGUUGGCUUUCAGCUCUCGCAGCCAUGGCGGAAGGACGCGGAGCUCUGUUACUCGUCUUCUUGGUCUCACUUGCGGCGACUGCGAGCUUCGCUGCAGGGAAGAAGCGGGCGUACAUCGUGUACAUGAACGCGGCCCACAAGCCGGCAGUCCACGCCACGCACGAGGAGUGGUACCAGGCCCACCUGCAGUCGCUGUCCAUCGACCCUGCUCGCCACCUCCUCUACGCCUACUCCGCCGCCGCCCGCGGCUUCGCGGCCCUCCUCCACCCCGACCAUGUCGACCUCCUCCGCCGCCAUCCUUCCGUGCUUAAUCUGCAUCCUGACCCCCGCCUGACUUUGCACACCACCCGCUCGCCGCAGUUCCUCGGCCUCACCCCCUGGCCGGCCGGCAUCCGGCGCUCCUUCGACUCCGCCGCCACCACCGACGUCAUCAUUGGCGUCCUCGACACCGGCGUUUGGCCGGAAUCACCCAGCUUCGACGAUGCCGGCCUUCCUGCGGUCCCAUCCCGGUGGCGCGGCGCUUGCGAGCCCGGCGUCGACUUUUCCCCUUCACUCUGCAACCGCAAGCUCGUCGGCGCUAGGAGCUUCAAUCGCGGGUUCCACGCCGCCGAGGACGAGGGCCGUGAGGUGCGUGUGUCCGCCCGGGACACCGACGGGCACGGGACCCACACGGCGUCGACCGCCGCCGGCGCCGCCGUGGCCAACGCCAGCCUGCUCGGUUACGCCUCCGGCGUCGCCCGCGGCAUGGCCCCCGGCGCGCGCAUCGCUGCCUACAAGGUCUGCUGGAGCAACGGGUGCUACGGAUCCGACAUCCUCGCGGGGAUCGACCAGGCCAUCGCCGACGGCGUCGACAUCCUCUCCCUCUCCCUCGGCGGCAGCUCCGCGCCCUUCUCCCGCGACCCUGUCGCGGUGGGGGCCUUUUCCGCGGUGCAGCACGGCAUCUUCGUCUCUUGCUCCGCCGGGAACAGCGGGCCCGCCAGAUCCUCCCUCACCAACACGGCGCCCUGGGUCGCCACCAUCGGCGCCGGCACCCUCGACCGCGACUUCCCUGCCUACGUGCAGUUGAGCACCGGCGAGCGCUUCGCCGGCCUCUCGCUCAGCAGCGAAGAAGAAGGAAUCGUAAACCAAACGCUCGCCGUAGUCUACGGCAUGGGCGUGCAGUCGGGCAGCAACUCUAGCAAAUUCUGCAUGCCCGGAACCCUCGAUCCCAACGCAGUGAGAGGCAAGGUGGUCCUUUGCGACAGGGGAAUCAACGCGCGGGUGGAGAAGGGGCAGGUGGUGAAGGACGCCGGCGGCGCAGGGAUGAUACUCGCCAAUGGGGCCGCCAACGGGGAGGAGCUGGUGGCGGACAGCCACCUGCUUCCGACGGUGGCGGUGGGGGCCAAGAACGGCGACCUAAUUAGAGAGCACAUCAGCUCGAGCUCGAACCCAACAGUAACCCUCAGCUUCCGGGGCACCGUCCUCGGCGUGCAACCUUCGCCGGUGGUGGCAGCCUUCAGCUCCAGGGGACCCAACAUGCUGGUGCCGGAGUUGCUGAAACCCGACUUGAUAGGCCCCGGGGUCAACAUCCUGGCAGGUUGGACGGGGUCUACCGGCCCGACCGGACUGGCCAAGGACAACCGGCGGUCUCCCUUCAACAUCAUGUCCGGAACAUCAAUGUCAUGCCCCCACAUCAGCGGCGUUGCUGCAUUGCUGAAGGCCGCCCACCCCGACUGGAGUCCCAGCGCCAUCAAGUCAGCCCUCAUGACCACGGCCUACACCGAGGACAACACCGGAGCUCCCCUCGUCGACGCCGCCGGAGGUUCCGCCGCCACUCCGUGGUCCUACGGCUCCGGCCACGUCGACCCUCAGAAGGCUCUCUCGCCCGGCCUCAUCUACGACAUCAAAACCGAUGACUACGUCGCCUUCCUGUGCUCCUUGGAUUACCCCGCCGGCCACAUCCAGGCCAUCUCGCAGAGCCCCAACACCAACUGCUCCCGGCGCCUUUCCAACCCCGGCAACCUCAAUUACCCGUCGUUCUCCGUCGUGUUCGGAAGAAAAUCCCGCAGAAUCGUGAAGUUCAAUAGGGAGCUCACGAAUGUCGGCGUCCCGAGCUCUGUUUACUUUGUGAAUGUCAGCGGACCUCCGACGGUGAAGGUGAGUGUGAAGCCGACGAAACUCGUCUUCAGCCGAAUCGGACAGAAACUGAGUUACAAGGUUUCAUUCGCAUCGUCGACGACAAAGGCCGGAGAAGCACGAGAAGUGGCAUUCGGAUGGAUCAGUUGGAUGAACAAGGAGCACCGAGUGAGAAGCCCUGUAUCGUUUCGAUGGUGGCAAUGGUGAAAGAGUUCGGAUCAUCACUUUAACACCAAGUUGUGCAGGGAUAUCAAGCAUUUCGUCUCUGGUUUGAAGAGAACGAUGACACCAACUGGUGAAUAAAUUGUUAGCUGUUGGAAGUUUGGCUGAAUUUGUGUCAAAUUCUUUGCAAAAUGUGGUCUUUAGACAGUUUCUAUCUA